Messenger RNA from Gamsiella multidivaricata, 755 nucleotides. RefSeq lists its product as uncharacterized. The transcript is spliced from 6 exons. Gene Ontology annotation, cellular component: intracellular membrane-bounded organelle. The record is from RefSeq and is a predicted model, not a curated record. Bases 59 to 628 code for a protein of 189 amino acids. Gene Ontology annotation, biological process: vacuolar protein processing. NCBI's taxonomy places the organism in Eukaryota, Fungi, Mortierellomycota, Mortierellomycetes, Mortierellales, Mortierellaceae.
AACCCACCAAGUCGCCCUCUGGUCUUCCACUCAUCCUCUCUUUACAUCCACACUUACCAUGGCCAACUCUUCACAGAAAAAGAUUGCUCACGAAAACACGAAGACCUUGCUCGCCCUUCGAAAAGGAUUCAUCUGGGUCAAUGCUUUCUACAUCUUUUACAGGAUCAUCUACCGCUGGAGCACGUUUGGAUUCACACUGGCAUUGGGAUACCUCUUCACUGCAGGAUUGACCGUUUUCUUCUACAUGCAGAUCAAUGCCAUGGGCAGGCCCCGUUACAACUCCAAGGGCGAGCUCGCUGAUGCUGGCGAGGAUCUGUCGCAGGAGGGCCUUAUCCAAUAUGCAUUCGACAUCAUCUACGUGACCUGGUUUGUCCAUGUCACUUCAGCUUUCUGGUCCAAGAUGUGGUGGUUCUACCUCGCUAUCCCCGCAUAUGCCGGAUGGAAGGCAUGGCACCUGGCUGUUAAGCCCAUGUUGGCUCGUGGAGGUAUCGGCGCUGCUGCUGCUGCUGGUGAUGGUGCUGCUGCUGGCGGCGCUGGUGCCUCUGGAAGUGCGGACGGAACAAAGUCCAAGAGACGCGAGAAGAUGGAGAAGCGUGCAGAGAAAGGAUCUCAAGUCCGCUAUCGCUAAAAAGCAUCAGGAUCCUGAUCAGUCCUCCACCAUCCUCAUUAAAUUGCGUAGAGGAGUACCAUACGUUGUCUAAUAGAACAAAAAAUAAAAAAGUGGCAUGUCAAUCUGUAAAAAAAAAAAAAAAAAA